UUGUUGGUUUUUAAUUUUAUUUAUCAAAAAAAAAAUUAAAAUUAAACAUUUAUUUAUUAAUUAAUUAAUAAUUUUUUAAAAAAUAAGUUUGUGAUAAGUUAUUUUAUUACACAGACGAACUUGACAGAGUGGAAUCGACGUGUGACAUCACCCCGGCUCAUGUUAUCACAGCAGUGCCAGUUUCAGCCUCAGCUUCAAGACCCAUACCAUCAUCAGCAUCACUAGAGCCGAUUUUUUAAAAUAAAUAUUUAAGUUUUUCCCACUUGGAAUAUAAAUAAUAAUAACGUGGGCCGUUUUUGUGGACAGUGUUUUAAUUUAACCGGAAGGAUUAUCGGAAUAGAAAGAAGAAAGAAAAAUUCAUGAGAAGAACUUUGGACUCGAGCACGUUCGAGCAUUUAUCGGGUUCGUCAUGUUUAUGAUAAUGUUGAUGCACUAAUAUAACAACGCAAACGCGGUUUGUUGCUAAAAUAGUUGGAGAUAGAAUAAAAGUCUGCUGGUGUCGGUUGGAGGGAGCGGAGAGAGAGGAGUUUAAGUUGGAGAAGGAGCAGGAGCCGAUUUUUUACAAAGGGGCCAGGCCUGAAUAUGUCAGCGAAGCGAAAGGCCACUGCCAUCAUGCAGCACCACAAGGUAAUUGUCACGAAUUAAACCGUAAGCGUGCAUGAGACACCCAGCCAGUUAUAAAGUGAUAUGAGUAAUAUGUACUUACAAGUAUUGUACAUGGGUAUACAAGCGAAGAAUACAUGUGAGCAGGAGAACAUUUCAACCCCCGAACCCGCGGAUAUAACCGAAGACGACCACUAUUCAACCGCGCUGAUGAAAGACGCGGAUAAGCUCAAGCUGAUGCUGCUUGCCUGGAACUAUAACCUCCAGCAGCAGGCCCAGGCCCAGGCUGCCUCAGCGGCCCUCUCGCCGAAUAACUCCACGACCACGACAGCCAACACCAUUGGCACACCUGUCACCAGCCAAUCGACCAUUUCCACGGCAAACAACACCAUUAACAACUGCACACUCACAGACUCUCGGAACGGAACAUCUGAACUUGGAGAACUGUCUUCGGGCGUACCGAACCUCGGAGCAGUCGCUGGAGUCGGAGGCGAAGAUAUGGCCUCGCUGUGGGCGUCCUACGCGAUGGGACUCAAAAAGACACCACCACCUGCCUCCUCCUGCACGCCAUCGCGGUCAGAUCGCGACCGCGAGUCCAGUCCCACUGGAGGAGAAGGAGCUGGAAGUGCUCAGGAUGAAACUAGCAGCAGCGGAAACAAGGAAGAUGAGGAUGAUGAUGAUGAGGAUGUUGAUGAGCGACUCGAUCCCCGGCACCACGAUCCUGAACGUCUUAAGGCUUUUAAUAUGUUCGUCAGGCUGUUCGUCGACGAGAACUUGGACCGCAUAGUGCCAAUCUCAAAGCAGCCCAAGGAGAAGAUCCAGGCGAUUAUUGACAGUUGUACCAGACAGUUCCCGGAGUUCGCAGAACGCGCGAGAAAGAGGAUCAGAACGUACCUCAAAAGCUGCAGGAGGAACAAGCGCGGGAGAGAAGGAGCACCUUGGGACGCGGCGAGACCGACGCCGGCUCACUUGACCUCGGUGCAGGCGGAGCAAAUUUUGGCAACGGCUUGCGAAAAUGAGAGCGACAACGCGAAACGCAUGAGGCUGGGUCUCGAGCCGGUCUCACAGCCCAUGCCCACACUACCAGCGGCUACGCAGACAGACGUCCGGUCGAGCCUGGAGCACUUCGCGAGCACGCCAAUAAAAUCCCUGCCGGGAAAAAGAGAGGACACGCCGCCAACCUCGAUGACAUCCCUCGCGCCGCUGACUAGUUUGGCCAGUUUACCGAACAGCACCCUCGCCUCGACGCCCCUGUCACUUGCGCCAACAUCUAAACUAUUGACGUCCACCGACAACAAGGGUCUUAUGAGCCAAGCGACGAUAGUUAGCUCAUCAGCGGUAAACGGCGUAGCAAGUGGCGGAGCACCCACCGCGAUGUACAGACCCAACUUCAGCCAGGCAUUCCAGCGCGCUGGACCCACCAACGUACCGCCAACUCUAUCCGCAGGGCUCUAUCCCACCCAGAGCUUCACCUCUGGACUCCUAAGCAACGGUACACAAAGACCAACUGACCUGAGUAUGAAGAACACAAAGCCUCUUCUCAGUCAUAAAUUGAACGCCACCGAGAUGACUGCCGUGAGGCAACUGAUAACCGGGUACCGAGAAUCGGCAGCAUUUCUUCUUAGAUCCGCUGAUGAACUCGAGCAGCUGCUGCUCCAGCAGCCGUAAAUUUAGGGGAUGAACACCUGAAUAAUUAAAUAUUUCAUUAACCAGACCAUGUUAAAUCAACCCGCUAGGAAUCACCAGGCAAUGUCGAGCUUCACUUACCGACUGUCGAGGAAUUCCGCAGCUGGCAUGGAAAAUUUCCCAGACGUUUACUGCUGGAUAGUGAUGUGAAUUAUUGUAAAAUCACCGUCACAAAUUUUUGAUCGUAGUCACAAAUUUUUUGCUCCGUCACAUUUUAUUAAAAAAAAAAGUUUCUAACUUAAUUUGAUUAAAAAAAAAAUU
This is a messenger RNA of Cotesia glomerata, 2550 nucleotides long. Its product is annotated as nucleolar protein 4-like. Bases 688 to 2271 code for a protein of 527 amino acids. The record is from RefSeq and is a predicted model, not a curated record. Lineage: Eukaryota; Metazoa; Arthropoda; Insecta; Hymenoptera; Braconidae. The transcript is spliced from 12 exons.